AUGGUUAAUGGACAUGAUGUGGCUGAAGAUCCAGCGAAAGAAACAGAGAAGAUGCAGGGAGAUAAAGCAGGUCCAACGGGUCCUUCUCCAAGCGGAGCCUUGGAGGGCCUAGCCGGCACCAUUACCUCCAACGAGUGGAGCUCUCCCACCUCCCCUGAGGGGAGCAACGUCUCCGAGGGCAGUGAGGCUUUGGACAAACCCAUCGACAAUGAUGCAGAGGGCGUGUGGAGCCCUGACAUUGAGCAGAGCUUCCAAGAGGCCCUUGCCAUCUACCCACCCUGUGGCAGGUGCAAGAUCGUCUUAUCAGAUGAGGGCAAGAUGUAUGGCCGUAAUGAGCUGUUUGCUCGCUAUAUUAAGCUCCGGAUGGGGAAAACUCGAACCAGGAAACAGGUAUCUAGCCACAUCCAGGUGCUGGCCCGUCGUAAAGCCCGGGUGAUCCAAGCCAAGUUAAAGGAUCAGGCAGCUAAGGACAAAGCCCUGCAGAAUAUGGCUACCAUGUCAUCCGCUCAGAUCAUCUCUGCUACCGCCUUCCACAAUAAAAUGGCCCUUACCCGUGGACCAGCCUACCCAGCAGUCUCAGGGUUUUGGCAAGGAACUUUGCCAGGCCAAGCCGGAACUUCCCAUGAUGUGAAACCUUUCUCUCAACAAACCUAUGCUGUUCAGCCUCCGCUCCCUUUGCCAGGGUUUGAAUCUCCUGCUGGGUCCACUCUGUCGCCAUCAGCCCCUCCAUGGCAAGGCCAAAGUGUGGCCAGCUCCAAGCUAUGGAUGUUGGAGUUCUCUGCCUUCUUGGAGCAGCAACAGGACCCAGACACGUAUAACAAGCACCUAUUUGUACACAUUGGCCAGUCCAGUCCCAGCUACAGCGACCCCUACCUCGAAGCGGUGGACAUCCACCAGAUCUACGACAAAUUCCCUGAUAAGAACGGAGGACUCAAGGAACUCUUUGAAAGAGGGCCCUCAAAUGCCUUCUUCCUCGUCAAGUUCUGGGCUGACCUCAACACCAACAUGGAGGACGAAGGCAGCUCUUUUUAUGGUGUCUCCAGUCAGUAUGAGAGUCCUGAGAACAUGAUCAUCACCUGCUCCACCAAAGUCUGCUCCUUUGGCAAACAAGUUGUGGAGAAAGUAGAGACAGAGUACGCCCACUGUGAGAAUGGCCACUACUCCUACCGAAUUCACCGGUCUCCUCUCUGUGAAUAUAUGAUCAACUUCAUCCAUAAGCUAAAGCACCUGCCAGAGAAAUACAUGAUGAACAGCGUAUUGGAGAACUUCACUAUUCUGCAGGUGGUGACCAACAGAGAUACCCAGGAAACCUUAUUGUGUAUUGUAUAUGUGUUUGAAGUGUCCACAAGUGAGCACGGAGCUCAACAUCAUAUCUACCGGCUGGUGAAAGAAUGACAGACUUGGGGAUGGAGGAUGAGAAGAGCCAGGCUGUAUGUGUACAGUGAAAGUAUGGAGAUCUGGUCUAUGCCUGAUGUUCAGAAUCAAGAAGAGAACAUUUUCCCUCCUUCCCAAGAGCAAACAUAAUCCCCUAACCUCAA
Molecule: messenger RNA, 1538 nt
Organism: Trichosurus vulpecula (common brushtail)
Lineage: Eukaryota; Metazoa; Chordata; Mammalia; Diprotodontia; Phalangeridae
Product: transcriptional enhancer factor TEF-3-like
Exons: 2
Coding region: 1-1395 (464 amino acids)
Biological process (GO): hippo signaling; regulation of transcription by RNA polymerase II; embryonic organ development
Cellular component (GO): transcription regulator complex
Molecular function (GO): RNA polymerase II cis-regulatory region sequence-specific DNA binding; DNA-binding transcription factor activity, RNA polymerase II-specific
Source: RefSeq, a predicted model, not a curated record